AUGACCUCUGCUCACUCAAUCUUGCUGUGCCUCGGGCUGUGUCUGUGCAAGGGGACAAGGACCCAGGAAGCAGAUGGACUCCCCAAACCCUCCCUCAGGGCAGAGAAUGGCUCUUUGGUGCCCCAAGGGGGAGCUGUGACCCUCAGGUGCAGGGCAUCAUGGGAGGCAGAAGAGUGGUGGCUGGAGAAAGACAAAGCAUCUGGAUGGGAAAAUGUCAAAUCUGUGAGACAAGCUGGACAUGAGGGCAAGUUUUUGUUCCCAUCUGUGACAUCAUCUGAUGCAGGGCCCUACCGGUGCCUCUACAGAAAUUCAUCCUCUGGGUUGUCAAAGAUCAGUGACUCCCUGAAGCUGGUGGUGACAGGCCUCUCUCCCCCGCCCUCCCUGGCAGCCCUGCCCAGCUCUAAGCCGGCCCCAGGACAGAACGUGACCCUGCGGUGUUGGUCAGAGGGAUGGUAUGGCUGGUGCGUCCUGCACAAGGAUGGAGAAGAGAUCAGCCGCUGCAGGACCCGGAGCCAUGAAAGGGGGUAUCAGGCUGACUUCUUCUUCCCUGCUGUGAAUCUGACCCACGAUGGCACUUACCGAUGCUACGGCUUUCAUAGUUCUUCCCCCUAUGAGUGGUCCUCCCCCAGCGCCCCCCUGGUGCUCAGGGUCUCAGAUGCUGCUGCCCUGGAUUACACUGUGGGCAAUCUGGUCCGCCUCAUCUUGGCUGGGCUGGUCCUUGUCCUCCUGGGGGUCCUACUGAUUAAGCACUGGAAAAGUUCCACAGGGCAACCCAUUCAAGGAGUCCUUGGCUGA
Messenger RNA from Gracilinanus agilis (Agile Gracile Mouse Opossum), 795 nucleotides. RefSeq names its product leukocyte immunoglobulin-like receptor subfamily A member 2. Lineage: Eukaryota; Metazoa; Chordata; Mammalia; Didelphimorphia; Didelphidae. The record is from RefSeq and is a predicted model, not a curated record. The coding region runs from base 1 to 795 and encodes 264 amino acids. The transcript is spliced from 5 exons.